Thrips palmi is the source of this 585-nucleotide messenger RNA. RefSeq lists its product as uncharacterized. The record is from RefSeq and is a predicted model, not a curated record. The transcript is spliced from 5 exons. Lineage: Eukaryota; Metazoa; Arthropoda; Insecta; Thysanoptera; Thripidae. The coding region runs from base 101 to 574 and encodes 157 amino acids.
CAAGUCCAGGCCGGGCCGCGCCAUUGCCUUUUAGGACGCGCCAGGACGCGAGUCGAAGAGGAGGACGGCGAUCAGGUAGAGAUACAGUGCUGUGGAAAGGAUGACGACCGCUGAAGGAGCGGUGGCGUUGGACGCGGCGUUGUACGAGGCGCUGGACAGUGUGUCCGCGGCCCUGCAAGCACUGCCGCCCAGCCUGGAGGAGUCGGAGUCCGGCAGCCGAAUGGCGGUGAAGCGGAUUUAUGGACGCGUGUCCAAGUUUGUUUCGCGUGUGGCGCGCGCCAUCAAGAACGGAAUCGGCCACUCACGGAGCACCCCGGCAGAAAGCCGAGAAUCAGGAACAUUGGGGGCCAGCGCAUGGGAGAACCUCCCAUCCUGCAGCGUUCGUCCGGAAACCAAAGCAGAUCUGAAUUUCGUGAUGGAUCGCCUGAACUGGGAGCUGCUACAGGAAGACAUGCUGGCGACUAGUCAGGGGAUCUCCGAAUUUCUCGAAGCCUACCCCGACCUGUUCGGCAGCCUGACCCCUAGAUGGGAACGGUUCUGCACCUCCCUCCAGUGCUUGAAGUGGCAGUCGUGAUGCGGUGAAGC